Messenger RNA from Harpia harpyja (harpy eagle), 548 nucleotides. RefSeq names its product TEN1 subunit of CST complex (gene TEN1). The transcript is spliced from 4 exons. Gene Ontology annotation, molecular function: single-stranded DNA binding; telomeric repeat DNA binding; telomerase inhibitor activity. Gene Ontology annotation, cellular component: CST complex. Bases 88 to 468 code for a protein of 126 amino acids. Gene Ontology annotation, biological process: negative regulation of telomere maintenance via telomerase. NCBI's taxonomy places the organism in Eukaryota, Metazoa, Chordata, Aves, Accipitriformes, Accipitridae. The record is from RefSeq and is a predicted model, not a curated record.
CACGCCCUGGAGACGUCGCGCCCGGCCACGUGACCACCACCUCCCGCGGGAAGAGGCGGCGGAGCGGCCCAGCAUUGCUGGUGUGAGAUGCUGCCAAGUGCUGGUGUCUAUUACUUCCCAUGGGAGAUCAACAGCUCAGUGCCAGAGGGGGAGGUGCUGAGGACAUUUGGCAGGUUAUGCUGCUACGACCUGGCCCGGUCCGAAGCCGUUCUCACUGCUCAGCACCACUCAACUCAGUACCGGGUCUGUGUCGGCACCAAGUUUGUGGAGCCAUUCCAAGCCCAGCUGGGAUCUCUCUACAUGGUCCUGGGAGAGGUUGAACACAGGGAAGGUGAGGGUCCCGUAGUAAAAGCACGAAUAUUGACCUGCGUGGAAGGGAUGAAUGUGCCCUUGCUGGAACGAGCCAUAGAGGAGCAGAGAAAAUACUUCAACGAGAGGCAGGAGCGGAUGGGAAAGAGCACAUCCUGACAGCAGCUCUGAGACCAGCCAUAUGCUGGUCCUUGCACUACCAUUUGCAACAAAUACAUUAAAAGUAAAUUUAGAAGGUG